AAGAACACAUCCCAAGGACAACAGCAGGCCCAAAUCCCACAGGUUCCACUCUUGCCUGAUGUUUCGCUUCAAGGAUCGAGUGAGGAUGGACCAGAGGCAACCUGUAAGGGACAUCCAGACAGAAAACACAGAGAGCAAGCUGAGGAAACUGGCCCUCAAAUGGUUUACGGAGACCCAGGCACCUCUCAUUCUACAUAAUGGGAAUUUUCCAGAAUGGUUCCAAGGAUUCAUCAGCAGAAAGGAUACAGAGGAGCAUUUAAAAGACAAGAAAUUGGGCUGCUUCCUCAUUCGGCUCAGUGAUAAAGCCACUGGAUACAUUCUGUCAUAUAAAGGUCGUGAUCGAUGUCGGCACUUUGUCAUCAAUCAGAAUAAAGAGGGACGCUUCAUUGUGACGGGUGACACAGAGAUGCACGAUACACUGACCAGCCUUAUCGAGUAUUACAAGACAAGCCCCAUUGAACCUUUUGGAGAGUAUCUGACACUGUCAUGUUUUGAGUCUUCCACAAGCGACCUGUAUGAUGUGGUUCAUUUUGACCUGAGGGAAAAGCCAGGUGUGAGUGUAAAAGUUGUGAAGGAUUUUUGGCAUCAGCAGUGUGAAAAGACCAAUGAGAUCCUGCAGCCUCCAGCCCUGCCGCCCAAAGGCAACAGAAACACACAGUCAGUACCUCCAGUGCCAAGAAAAAGCCCUCCUAUAAAAUCUGCUUCCUUGGAAAUCAAACACAGCCCAGAAAACGUGCUGUAUACUCAGGUGGAACUGCAGAGGCCCAAAGAAAGAGUCAGAACGUCCACUGAGGACAUUUCACUUACAGCUCUUAGGGUCAACCAAGGAGCACACCCCAAAGACCCCAGACUGCAGAAAAAACCUGAUGUAAAUCAAGGAACCAUAUACUCUGAACUCAUAGUGCCAAACUGCCGAAGUCAGUCCCUUCCUUUCCUGGAUGAUGACAAUGAACAAGACGAACAGUUCUACAGGAAAAGCCAACCCCACCUGUCUUCUCACAUACAGAGUGAACAGCUCAGUAAUCCACCAACCAACAGGGUGCCAGGUCUCAGCAGCAGUCUGGAUAAGCUAUGCAAUAAUUCUCUCUAUCAACUAGCUGGAACAUCUGGCAACCAAAGCGUAGCAGGGCAGGGAAUGUCAAUGGCCAACAUGCAAUGGAAUGAUGUUGCGUAUGCUGAGGUGUCUCUCGAAUCCAUUCCUAAUCACAUUCACGUGGAUGACACAUACGAGCAGAUUCCAGACGCACGGCCAACAGCCAGAGACGAGGAGAAUUCAGCUCACACUAAUACAUAUGAGACGCUAACCGACCUAAAACCAAAGCAGAUCUUUGCUGCCAGAGGCAUUAAGACUGAGAAAUGGAAAUGGCUGUCCCCUGAAUACUGGAAAAAAUAACUCUUCAUUCUCUUCAGCAGCUGAUACAGAUAAAUGUGUUUCCAGGCUUGAAUCACAGUCAUCACAAAAUGACACUUAUCUGAGAAUGGUCAUAGAAAAUCCUAACAGUCCGAGAAAAAGCUAACUUUAUUUACUUUGAAGCAGUUUCUGAUUAUUGAAUACUAGAAAUACUAGAACCGAGCUUUAUUCUUUAUCAACUGUGAAAUGUUUUUAAGUAUUUGUGAAAUAUUUUAAUUUGUAUAUGUUUACUUACUAUUUAUUGACUUAAUAAACAUCACAUUUCUGU
Molecule: messenger RNA, 1679 nt
Organism: Xyrauchen texanus (razorback sucker)
Lineage: Eukaryota; Metazoa; Chordata; Actinopteri; Cypriniformes; Catostomidae
Exons: 7
Coding region: 59-1393 (444 amino acids)
Cellular component (GO): cytoplasm
Source: RefSeq, a predicted model, not a curated record